This is a messenger RNA of Brachypodium distachyon (stiff brome), 2727 nucleotides long. Its product is annotated as probable 1-deoxy-D-xylulose-5-phosphate synthase 2, chloroplastic. Gene Ontology annotation, biological process: terpenoid biosynthetic process. Gene Ontology annotation, molecular function: 1-deoxy-D-xylulose-5-phosphate synthase activity. NCBI's taxonomy places the organism in Eukaryota, Viridiplantae, Streptophyta, Magnoliopsida, Poales, Poaceae. The transcript has 4 exons. The record is from RefSeq and is a predicted model, not a curated record. The coding region runs from base 159 to 2300 and encodes 713 amino acids.
CACCUCUGCUCUUCCUCCUCUUCUUCCCCUAUCCAACACAAGCGUCCCGCCCCGCCGCCAUUAACAAUUGAGCUUCACAUCCACCUGAAAACAAAGUUGGUCACAAGCUCACCGUAACAAGUUGAAGUAGCUACACCGUCUGCACGGUGUCUCCUCCAAUGGCGCUCCAAGCAUCAUCGCCCUCUGCGUUCCUCGCCGUGCCGACCACAGCCCGCGCUUCUUGCCGGCGGCAGUUCCAUGUGCGCGCGAGCGCUGCCCCGGCGGCUGGCGGCGACGGGAAGGUGAUGAUGAGGAAGGAGCCGACGGUGGCGGCGGCGCCGGCGCCGCGGAAGAUCGACUAUUCCCUGGAGAAGCCGGAGACGCCGCUGCUCGACACCAUCAACUUCCCCGUCCACAUGAAGAACCUCUCCACCCCGGACCUGGAGCAGCUGUCUUCGGAGCUCCGGGCGGAGAUCGUGCACACGGUGUCCAAGACGGGGGGCCACCUGAGCGCGAGCCUGGGCGUGGUGGAGCUGUCCGUGGCGCUGCACCACGUGUUCGACACGCCGGACGACAAGAUCAUCUGGGACGUGGGCCACCAGUCCUACCCGCACAAGAUCCUCACGGGCCGGCGCUCCCGGAUGCACACGAUCCGCAAGACCUCCGGCCUGGCGGGCUUCCCGAAGCGCGACGAGAGCGCGCACGACGCGUUCGGCGCCGGCCACAGCUCCACGAGCAUCUCCGCCGCUCUCGGCAUGGCCGUGGCCAGGGACCUCCAGGGGAAGAAGAACCACGUCAUCUCCGUCAUCGGCGACGGCGCCAUGACGGCCGGCCAGGCCUACGAGGCCAUGAACAACUCCGGCUACCUCGACUCCAACAUGAUCGUCGUCCUCAACGACAACAAGCAGGUCUCCCUCCCCACGGCCACCAUGGACGGCCCCGCCAAGCCCGUGGGCGCGCUCAGCAAGGCGCUCACCAAGCUCCAGUCCAGCACCAAGUUCCGGAAGCUCCGGGAGGCCGCCAAGACGAUAACAAAACAGAUCGGGGGUUCCACCCACGAGGUCGCCGCCAAGGUCGACGAGUACGCCCGCGGCAUGAUCAGCGCUACGGGUUCCUCCCUCUUCGAGGAGCUCGGGCUCUACUACAUCGGCCCCGUCGACGGCCACAGCCUCGAGGACCUCGUCACCAUCUUCCAGAAGGUCAAAUCCAUGCCGGCCCCGGGCCCCGUCCUAAUCCACAUCGUGACCGAGAAAGGCAAGGGUUACCCGCCCGCCGAAGCCGCCGCCGACAAGAUGCACGGGGUCGUCAAAUUCGACCCUGUCACCGGGAAGCAGUUCAAGACGAAAUCCCCGACGCUGUCCUACACGCAGUACUUCGCGGAGUCGCUGAUCCGGGAAGCCGAGGCGGACGAGAAGGUGGUGGCGAUCCACGCCGCCAUGGGCGGCGGCACGGGGCUGAACUACUUCCAGAAGCGGUUCCCGGAGCGGUGCUUCGACGUGGGGAUCGCGGAGCAGCACGCGGUGACGUUCGCGGCGGGGAUGGCGGCGGAAGGGAUGAAGCCCUUCUGCGCAAUCUACUCGUCCUUCCUGCAGAGGGGUUACGACCAGGUGGUGCACGACGUGGACCUGCAGCGGCUCCCGGUCCGGUUCGCCAUGGACCGGGCCGGGCUCGUGGGCGCAGAUGGGCCGACCCACUGCGGGGCCUUUGAUGUGACCUACAUGGCCUGCUUGCCCAAUAUGGUGGUCAUGGCCCCCGCCGACGAGGCCGAGCUGAUGCACAUGGUGGCCACGGCCAACGCUAUUGACGACCGGCCCAGCUGCUUCCGGUUCCCGAGGGGGAACGGCGUCGGCGCCGUGCUUCCGGCGAACAAUAAGGGGAUCGCGGUUCAGAUCGGGAAAGGGAGGGUGCUUGUUGGGGGGAACCGGGUGGCGCUGCUUGGGUAUGGGACCAUGGUGCAGGCGUGCGUCAAGGCGGCGGAGAUGCUCAAGGAGCACGACGUCUUCGUCACCGUCGCCGAUGCCCGGUUCUGUAAGCCGCUGGACACGCAGCUGAUCCGGGAUCUCGCCGCCGAGCACGAGAUCCUUAUUACGGCGGAGGAGGGGUCCAUAGGGGGAUUCGGAUCGCACGUCGCGCACUACCUCGGCCUCAGCGGCCUCCUCGACGGCCACCUCAAGCUGAGAUCGAUGUUCCUGCCGGACAGGUACAUCGACCACGGCGCGGCGGAGGACCAGAUGGAGGAGGCUGGGCUCACGCCGAGGCACAUCGCCGCCACCGUGCUGUCCCUGCUCGGUCGCCCAUUGGAGGCGCUCCAGCUCAAGUAAAAUCAAGCAAUCCACGCCAGGAGAUUAGCAGAUAAAAUAAAAACCAGCCAAGGAGAGAUUCAGAUACAUCUGGAGAUAGAACAGAUGUGAUGCUGCUGCUCCCUAGCUAAUCUAACCACAAAUCACAGUCAGAUGGAUCUUGGAAGGGCUUGGCCAGUAGGCAACAAUGCUACGACUGCACUAGCUAGGUAGCUGGCAGAAUUUUCUUGGCCUGUUUCAAUGCUUCCAAGAGGAGAAGGAGAAGCUGGGGGAUUAAUUUGCUUUUGAGGAGGAGGAUAUUCCUUGUCAGUGACAUACGCAUCUUCUUCUCUUGGGUUUUGUACAGAUAUAUCUAAUUGCAAGUUUAAAUAAUGAAACUAUGUAAUGUAAUGUAUACUCUGUGCUUAGUCUAUGGAGAAAGAAAUUAAGAAUGAUUAAUUACCAUUAA